This is a messenger RNA of Trichomonas vaginalis G3, 1026 nucleotides long. RefSeq names its product protein of unknown function, DUF4106 family. The transcript has a single exon. The record is from RefSeq and is a predicted model, not a curated record. Lineage: Eukaryota; Parabasalia; Trichomonadida; Trichomonadidae. The annotation marks the transcript as partial.
AUGUCAAGCAAUCCUAUGCUUUUAAACCGAGUCAUUGGUGCACAGAGUGGAGGUUUAAGAGCGGCACUUUUAGCGAAAAUGGCAGGCUAUGGUGGAGCUGCAGACGGAACAGCAUAUAACCCUCAAAGUCAAAUGAAUUUGAGUUCACUCAAAAAUCAAAUAGCAGAUGUCAAAAAGUCAAACAUAGACAUACAGAAGCAAAUAAGUGAAAACGAAAAGAAACUAGAAUAUGACAGACACACAAAGAAACUCAAUGAGUUAAACGUAGAGAAAAAGAAGAAAGAAGAACAACUGAAAGAACUAAGUACAGAGGAAUAUGCGAAAAAAGUGUCAGAAAAAGCAGCAGAAGUAGCAAAAAUGGAACAAGAUGUCAUAAAUUUGAAAAACCAUACUACUCAAUAUAAAAUACUGAAAGAUGAAGAGAUAAAACAAAAAGCCCUGAAGACAUAUAUGGAUAGCGAUGAGUAUAAAAAAGAAGUUGAAGCAAAUGUAAAGGCAGAAAAACUUUUACAGUUGCAGAACCAAACCGUACAGUAUGAAAACUUAGCACAAGAAAGUAAAAAUAACGACGCAGCCAUGCAAAAGGCAAUGAAAAGCGCAGAAUAUAUAAAAGCUAACAAUGACUGGUUAGAUGCCCAAGCCAACGCUAAAGCAGCCCAACUCAUAGGGUCAAUAAGGACAAAAAUACAAGCGGAUGAAGACAGUUCAAAUGAAACUUUAACAAAUGCUGACUUUAAGAACGCCUUCGAAGCUCUUCAUAGUAAGGUGAAACAAGUGAACGACUUCUCAUCUGGAAAGAAACUGAAGUCUGAAGGUUUCGACAAAGAGUUAAAAGAAGUAGCACAAAAUAUGACGAAAAUAACAGAUGCAGCAACGAGACAGGCAGUUCAAAGUGCCUAUGACGCCGUUAGAGCAACUGUUGUGAAAAGUCAAGAAAAAGAGUUACAACAGACCAAAACAGACCUAGUAAAUGCUUUCUUAAGAACGAAAAGUCAGGUAGGACAUUACGCUGCAGAUGGAACAUAU